This is a messenger RNA of Orbicella faveolata, 2354 nucleotides long. RefSeq lists its product as uncharacterized. The record is from RefSeq and is a predicted model, not a curated record. NCBI's taxonomy places the organism in Eukaryota, Metazoa, Cnidaria, Anthozoa, Scleractinia, Merulinidae.
AUUUAUUAUUUGUUUUUAACUGUUUUGUAGGUCAGCUCUCAAAAUGAGCACACUCCCAACACCUCUGUAAUCUGGACGAAUCGAUGUGACCAGCAGAAAUGUGGCAAGCCAGUGGAAAUUCUUGAGCGUAUGGCAGUGGAAAAUCAUAUUUUUCACAAAACCUGUUUUGUUUGUGCUAUAUGCAAUUCUUGGUUGAACCACUUCAACUAUUGCUAUGUUCCUGAUCAUGACAAGUUCUACUGCACCCAGCACUAUCAGGACAUAGAGAACGCCAGCUUUGGUUUGGGAGAGGAUAUUCGGCAUGCUAUGGGGAUUGGACCAGGGGUACAACAACAGUUCAAAUUUACACCAGAUGCUGUGGAUGGUACAAGAGAAACUAAAGGUGCCAGUAAGGUGCAGAAUUCUAUCAGGAUUAUGAAAGAAAAAAUAUCACUGCUCAGCAAACGAGGAAAGAAACUGGUGAAGAAAGAGAAGAAGCUCAAAUCACAGCUUGACAAGUUUAAAGGCCCUGAUGCAGAAAAGCAGACAUUAUGGGUGGAGUGGUUUAGUGCUGUACAGGAUAAGAAUAGCACUGUACGAAGAGAAACUGAACUUUCAUUUAAGGUCAGAGAGUUGGAACUGGAAGAAAAAUAUUCUGAGUUGGAGAAAAAGCUGCGACAACUAGCAGAGAAGGAUGAAAAGAUAAAGACUGAGUAUGACAAGUCUAAAGAAAAGGAAUUGUUACAAGAAAUGCUUGAGGUUGUCGAGAAAAGAGAGCAACUAAUAUCUGAUGUGGAGGAUGCCAAAAAAAGGUAUGCUGAAGAAGACAAAGAGAUAGAAAGGGAGAGAAGAGAAGCAGGACUCAAUGAUCCUGACAUAAUAAAGGAGGUAACUGCUGUUGGAAAGGAAGUCCAGCAAGUGUCACAAGCUGUCCAGCAGGCUCCAAGUGCUGUCAAAAAGCAAACAGAGUGCUGUAUUUUGCUCUAGUACUGAUUAAGAAAUUAAACAACAUGUUGAAAGGCAAAUAUAGUAAAUGGGUCAAAGUUCGUCAGUGUUGUAUUGUAGUAAGGUAAAGCAUAAAAAUAUGUUAAUAUAUAUUUGUUUAAAAGAAAGUAAAACAGCAUACUCAUUCAAGGUAUGGUGAAGUUCCCAAAGUCACAGUUCCCCAAAAGAAGCAACAUUCUAAAAGUAACAACCAACUUUUUAUGAGAAAGAAUGCAAAUAUAAGAUUCUACAAGCUGAACCAAAAUGACCCCUAUGACAGGCAAUAAUUUAUAUUACCUUGUUAGGUUGGACCUAAAUUCUUUUCAAGAAGAUUACCCAUUUAUACAAGGUCUCUAUAUUUAUUUGAAGCCAUCCCUGGGAUCAGCCCACCUUGCUAACUAAAAGAAGUGACCCUUAAAAGGUUGCAGAGGAAUCAAUAGGAAGAGGAUUGUAAAUCUGAAAGUAACAAGGUUUGGGACUUUGUGCCAACCAACAUACGUACAUAGUUAUACAUACACAUACAUAUCCUUUAUUAAAAGUGUCUAGACGUUCUAGCGCCCAUGGCACUUAUUGGGGACACAGAUAAAAUACAAUCUUAUAAACAAAUAUUUCAAAAAAUAAAACUUAAAAACUUUUUAAAAAAUCAUUGCUUACAGCAUUUUUACAUACCAUGUGUAAAACAACAGAAAAGUUAAGCUGUUUUGGUUCUAGUAAUGUCCUUGCAUAAUUUAUGGAAACAUAUGAUCCUUAUGCUGCUGUUUGAGUAAGCCUUUCAGUAAAUACUCCCUUUUUCUAAAAGCAGGUCACCUAUAACUUUUACAUGCAUGUUUUUUUAAACCUUACACAUACUACUGAUAAUAAUAAUACAUUUAUAUAGCGCUAUUUCCUAGUGGUUCAACAGCGCUUACAUUCCCUUCUUCCUCUGGACAAUGUGAUUGUAUUUAUUUUGGAGAGGAGGGAGGAACAAGAGGCCUUAACCUUGUUACCACAAAUUUCACUCCAUUUCUGAUCAAUAUCUUCCCUAGCUGUGCCAGCAAAUGGCACAAUAGAAAACCGUUAUCCUGAAUGAUGCUUAUCUGAAAAAUGCCAGAUGUUGAGAAAUUUUUAUGAAGAAAAUAAUUUUAAGCUACAGAUGGGCUACUUUUAUUAGGAAUAUCAACUAUAAUAUGGAAAAUAUGCAUGCCACAGAUUGGUAAAGUCUUACAUGAAAAAAAUACCCGCCUUGUAUAGCUCGGCUACUUUUAUGAAAAAUGUUAGCUAUGUUAGGUUAAUAAGUCAGAUUAGUUGUGAGGUAGGCUUAUUUAACUUUUAUCCUUUAGAAACAGUUCUUAUCAUUUACACAGCAGCUAAGUUGUGAGGUGUGUCAACUAUAACAAUAAAAUUUAAGAGUA